AAAUGCAGAUUCCCUACAGCACCACACACACUACCACCUCAUAUUCUUGGUAACUUUACAUCCCUUGUUUCCCCGCAUCAAUCAUGAAUUCGUUCAAGAAAAUGUUCCAAAAGUAAGUCGACCGUUCUCGUGUUCUACUCAUUAUCAUCAUACUGAUCAAUACCGCUCAGGUCCAACGACGACCAGAAGGUAUCGCUUAAGCACUCCAAGUCGAUGCCAUACGGAUUCUCUUCAGAAGGGAGGAAGCGCGAGCCUCCUCAUGCCGAUCCUUCCAAACCCUGCAUACCGUGGCAAGACUCCCCUUAAAAAAUCCGACAUUGUGUACGUCGAGCAAGCCCCGGGGAUACUCGAGAUCUAUCACGGCAAACUGUCGCAACACACCUACUACCAUGAGCCAACUCGUACAAACGUUGACACGGACUUGCUGGCCAAGUUUCCCUAUUCCCCUCAACCAACUGAGGGCCUCCCUCGCAGCGGUUUCAGAGCACUUUCUUUGAACUCAAAGAAUACCAAGCCCCAAAUUCCUAUCCAUAAUUGGGGUACAAGUGGUCAACAAGCCUACCCUUCCAUUCCCCGCAGAAACCAGAGGCAUGAGGUCACCGUUGAUCAAGCUUCGGCGGAUGUACUUCGGACCCCUGGUGAUACUCGCAGUGGCAGACUGGCAGAACGUAUUCGCGCCAAGUCGAGCACUGAUCGCUCAAACAUCUCUGCUCCUCCCGCUCCUGCUCCCCCUCUUCCUACCACCCGUGCCCCACAUCCAAUACUCUCGCGCUCCGCACACAGCUCACGCGUAAAUGUCCGGGAAGUUCCAUCCCAUGUCGCGGUCCCGACUCCUGCGCCAGCAUAUCCACAGUCCUACUGGCCUUACUCCCAAUACGAUGAGAUUUCACAUGAGCAGGACCCGACCGUCCUCCGUAGAAUGAUCAAUCGCUAUCCCUUGGCGCCUGUUUGCAGCAAGCACUGCCCAGAGCAUAUGCGUCCCAUGUACCUUGACAUGGGCGAGCCGCGCCCUGUCGAGAGGACACUCCAAUGGUACAUCCAUAUGUCAUUGGCCGAACGUCGUCCCCUCGAUGUACGCGCUGGUGGCCGUUACCGCCGCGUCGUUGAUAUGAGUAACAUGGACAUCAUCUGAACUAAUUGGUCUCAGCAGGGUCAUCAUCAGUUAUUUUGUGGAGACGGUAGUUAGUUUUUGAAGAGAGUUUUGGUGCUGGUUUACCUACUCGCAUAUGUCGUGUGUUAUGUAUAUGAAUAUGAAUAUGAUUUAUGAAACGGAA
This is a messenger RNA of Suillus subalutaceus, 1274 nucleotides long. RefSeq lists its product as uncharacterized. NCBI's taxonomy places the organism in Eukaryota, Fungi, Basidiomycota, Agaricomycetes, Boletales, Suillaceae. The transcript has a single exon. The record is from RefSeq and is a predicted model, not a curated record. The coding region runs from base 260 to 1132 and encodes 290 amino acids.